This is a messenger RNA of Nasonia vitripennis (jewel wasp), 1753 nucleotides long. It is a transcript of the gene Fdx1, whose product is annotated as adrenodoxin-like protein 1, mitochondrial. Gene Ontology annotation, cellular component: mitochondrion. Gene Ontology annotation, biological process: P450-containing electron transport chain; positive regulation of oxidoreductase activity. The transcript is spliced from 4 exons. Gene Ontology annotation, molecular function: 2 iron, 2 sulfur cluster binding. Lineage: Eukaryota; Metazoa; Arthropoda; Insecta; Hymenoptera; Pteromalidae. The record is from RefSeq and is a predicted model, not a curated record. The coding region runs from base 280 to 795 and encodes 171 amino acids.
GCGCCUGCGCCCAAUCGUCCAUUCGGCGGCGGACGGCCGCUCACUCGCGAGUGGACUGUCGCGGAAAGAGUUCAAAGAGUUGCGGAUUCGGAUUUCAUUUCGGAGUGUUUGGAGUUUGUACCGCACGGGUUCGGACGGACGGAUCCGACCGACAUGUUUAGUUAUUAUUGCGCGGGCGCUGAUCUUCGUGCACGCGGUAGCAAAUGCUGCUCGGGACUCUUCAUCUUCGCUAGGGAAGAUUAUGCUGAGGAGAAACGGAUUUUUUGCUGAAACAACAAGAUGACAUCGGCAUUGAAGCCUUUCAUGCUGCUCAGAAACUAUUUGCCGAGAUGCGGAACCUCGAAAAUAUGUUCUUCGAAAGUUUGCAAUAAGCAGAUCCACACUACCUUUUCUCUCCUUCAUGGGGAAUAUGAAUUUCAAGAUCCAAAGUCUGAAGACGAAGUUGUUAAUGUCACUUACAUUGACAAGAAUGGCAAAAAAAUACCAGUAAGAGGCAAAGUUGGAGACAAUGUAUUGUACUUGGCACACAGAUAUAACAUUGAAAUGGAAGGAGCUUGUGAGGCAUCGUUAGCCUGUACCACCUGCCAUGUCUAUAUUCACUAUGAUUAUCUGGAUAAGCUGCCAGAAGCUGAGGAGAAAGAAGAAGAUCUAUUAGACUUGGCACCAUUUUUAAAAGAAAACUCAAGAUUAGGUUGUCAAAUAAUACUGACAAAAGAAUUGGAGGGCAUGGAACUGCAACUGCCACAAAUAACUCGAAACUUUUAUGUUGAUGGGCAUACACCAACACCUCAUUAAAUGAAAAAUUUGUAUUGUAAAUAUGCUUUUAUAAGUAAGGAACUAUAUAAAACAGUAGUAUUUAAUAGUUUUAUUUAUCAAUUUGAAAAAAUUAUGCUGAAUAAACAUGCUCGAAUAAAAAAAAACAGCAGAAUAAAAAUUGCAUGUAAACAAUGCCUAAUGUACUUGCGCAACAAUAAUAUGAUAUCCAGCAAACCAGCAAAAAAUUUUCCUCUGGCGUGUUUUUGGAAAAAAAUUAUUAAAUUAAUGCUUUUGUUUGACUUGAAGAAAAAAUUAAUGAAAUUCAAGAAGAAUAGAAGGAUAUGAAAAAAAACACAUUUUCAUUUUGGUGAAGUACAAUAUAUUUUAUGCUAUGUAUACAUAUAUAUAAAUAACGUUCAAAUUUCACUUUACUAUAUCAGUAUAAAUAUUAAGAAUAUGGUAAAAUAAAUUAUUUACUAUAUAAAAGCUAUUCGAAUUGAUAAAUUGUAAUAUCAAUGCUUUGUUUCAAGGCAAAUAGUUUCAACGAAAAAUCUAUUACAUAUUUAAUAGUAAAAAUAUCAGUUAUCGGCAACAACAGCUGUGACAUGCACCAUCAGAUCCUAUUCCAGUAUGUAUAUAAAUAUAUUUAUGUAUAUUUAUUUAUUUAAAAGUCAAAAAUAGAGAAUCUUUUAUAUAACUUUUCAAAAAAUUCGUAUAAUGUACAAAAAAUUAUUUAUUCUUAUAAUUACUAUAAGUAUGUAGAAGCCAUUGAAUACAAAUUUGGAGAUUCCAUGAUAAUUAUCACACAGUGUGUUGGCUAUCGUCUGUUUACAGUAAUGAGUUUACUCUUUUGUAAUGAAUAAACUCAACGACGGAAUAUUUUUGUAACAACUUAUGAGUAUAACGUUUUUUCGACCCACUCUUCCAAAGUAAAUGUGGCUGAAUUAGUGUGGUCUGGAUCUCUUUCCCGGAAGAUAUCUGUGUUUUUAAAAAUAUU